AUGCGUCGCAAUUUCACACUAGCAGCACAUUCCCAAACCUCUACAACCCGUCUAUAUCCUCCCUCAUCAGCACCUAUCGAACGACUCCCCCUCGAGCUAAAACUUCGCGUAGUAUGUCACCUAUCCGUCGCCGAUGCACACAACCUAGCAUCAGUCUCCAAAUCAUUACAAGAUGCGGCCGAAUCGGUCAUAUGGUCCAAGGUAGACAUGUCUCUACCUGAGAAUUGGGAUAAACAAGUCCUGCUGUGGGAAGAUACUAUGCCAGAUUGGUGGGCACAGCAUUCCCUCACACGCGAGAUUGAAGAUGUUUUAGUAGGAUUCAGGUCGACGAUGGACAUGGAAGGAGGGUCUAUCGGUUGGUCAAAAGAUGAAGAUAGUGAUAUCUGCUGGAACGUCCGCAAUCUCAAAUUCUUGACCCGGAUAAAACAAGUCUCAACAGCAUUGACAAGUCAUCCCUCUAGAGGUAAUUGGGUAGGGGAAUUGCGCUUGGAAUUACCUCAAAUGCGUCAAGAUCAACUAGAUGACCAGCAAAUGAAAAUGGAUGCUCUGAAGGAGAUUGUAAGACUAGUGGGAAGGAAUCUUCGGAUGAUUAGAUUGGGAUCACCAGAGAUCAAUCUAAGAGAUGAAUACUACGAUCCGUACCUUGAUUCAGCAUUCUUUCUUGGUUAUAUCGGAUUGACUGGACUUAACAUCGGUAGAUUACAAACGUUAGAAUUAGUACUAGAAGGAUCAAUAUCUUUCCAGGCUCAGAUGAAGAGUAUAGUCAAUGUGAUUGGGACUUCCACAGUCACCAAACUAAUCCUUAACCCUUCUUGGUCCGAUUCAUCUUGGUUCCCAGAUCCUAAUGACAAUGCCAUACCUAAGAUACCCUCACUUAAAACCUUGCAUCUCAACCACCUCCAUCCUCGCUCUGUAGAGACGGCUUGCGGACUGAUCAGCUCCGCGGAUAGUUUGGAAGAACUCAAAGUGAGCUUCACGGAUGAUGGCGAAAGCGCUUGGGAUGUUUUUCCCCUCGCGGAAGCCGAUCGGGCUAUCAAGACUUUUCGAGAACACAAGAAGUUGAGGAGGAUCGAAUGGUAUGGCGGAUUGCAAGCCAGAUGGUGGUUUGAAAAGCUGGUUCAAAGUGGAUUUGAACAUGUCGAAGUGUUGGUGCAGAAUCAGGCAAUAGAGUGUGAGAGUGAGACAUUUAUCGAGAACAUCCUCAUACCCCCUUUCCCUUCACUACGAAGCAUUCUCAUUCCCUGUAGAUCCCCGAAAUGGUAUCGACACCUCUCGCCACCAGAUUGGGCUAAAGCACCACCACCUCGUAAUUCCAUCUCUCCCCAUGUCAUCUCACAUCUACAAGCAGCUCCCAAUCUACUUGCAGUACAAUUCAGCUGCCUCUCUUCCCUAUCUACUAGCGAAGUAUUAGAUUCUUCACAAUGGUGCGAUAAACGAGUCAAUGGUGUACUCAUCCGAAGUUACUUGAAUGAAAUAACCGGAGAGCAAUUCUAUCACCUACGUCGACUAGAAUUCUUAGUUGUUCAACCGAAACUAUACGAUUCGACGUAUAAAGACAGAUAUGAUGGGAUGAAGGAAUGUAAAGGGGAUGAAGUAGAUCAUAGAUGGGUGGAUCACACUUCCUUUAAGAGCGCUACUGUACCUUCCCCCAUCCUCAAGAAAGUCUACAAGACAUUAGGAGAGAAAUUGGAUUGGACUACGCCCGGAAGAGGGAUAUCAUUACCUGAGUCUGCAUGGGAAGUAUUGCGAAGCUGGAGAGUCAAAUUACCUGAUAAAGGGAUUGAAGGACGGAAGAUUGUAACGAGGAGAAUGGCUAGGGAUUUGCAAUGA
Messenger RNA from Kwoniella botswanensis, 1830 nucleotides. RefSeq lists its product as uncharacterized. NCBI's taxonomy places the organism in Eukaryota, Fungi, Basidiomycota, Tremellomycetes, Tremellales, Cryptococcaceae. The record is from RefSeq and is a predicted model, not a curated record. Gene Ontology annotation, molecular function: protein binding. The transcript is spliced from 2 exons. The coding region runs from base 1 to 1830 and encodes 609 amino acids.